AUGGCGGUCCUCACUCUGACUUGCCUGGCUCUGCUAUGCGUGAUAGUAGUAACGGUUGUGAAGGCCUUCCAUCGAGCACAUGCGUCUCCGUUGUCUCAUAUACCCAAUGCUGGCUGGGGGGCGGGGUACUCCCGGCUGAUAUGGGCCUUUCGCGAAGAAUACUGUGGCAAGAUCACCAUUGACCUGCCAAAGAUUCAUGAGAAACUAGGUAUCCCUCACCAUUUGCCUUUUGCUUUGUUCCCCGCAACUCACAAAUUCUGGGCAGGAUCCAUCGUUCGCAUUGGACCGAACGAGCUCUCGUUCUAUUCCAUCGACAUUUACGACCUGAUCCAUAGCGUCAAUAGCGGGUUUGCAAAAGACCCCCGGAAUUACGGCGAAUUUGUUCAAGACGGGCAUCCCGCCUUGUUCUCCAUCACAGACCCAGAGGAACAUUCGAAGAGGCGCAGGAUUCUUGGUCAGCUCUUCAGCCGCAGCAAGAUUGGAAACCUCGAAGGCCUCAUGCUGCAUCAUGUCAACGAGUUCGUCAGGGCGGUCGGUCAAAAACAGCGCCCUUUCGACGUUGGGCCCGCUUGUCGUGCUCUCGAAGCUGAUAUCAUUUGUAAGAUGACGUGGAGAGUCCAUGAUGUAAUGUCUCGACAAGUUUUGCUGACAAUGAUAGCGGAAUUCUCAUUUGGAGAAGCACUCAAUGCCAUUCGUUCCUGGUCCAAAGGACAUGAUACUCCGAUCGUUUCCAAGAACGACAAGAAAGCAACAUUCAUGCCCCUGGUCAGUCCCUCAACUGUUGACCAUGUUCUCGCUAACAAACUGCAGCUUAUGAAUUUCCCGGUUCUGUACGACCUUUGGUUAGGUGUUGAAGACAUAUUCUGCCACGUUGAGGGUUCGAAGAUAUCUACUCGAAAGGGACUGCAACAAUACGACCAGUGGACAAGCAAAGCAUGGGUCAAGAACAAAGACCCUGAGAGGAAAUCGCCAUUCCCGAAUCUCAUCAACGUCAUGGUCUCUGCUGGCGUGCCAACACAGACCGCCCUGUCUGAAGCCAAGGAAAAUCUCGGACCGGGGACAGAUACAACGUCUGCCUCUUUGGCACACAUCCUCUAUGCUCUUUCGAAAAAUACAACCUACCAAAAGAAGUUGUACCAAGACCUCGCACGGCUUGGGUUUCCCACAGACAUGGGCGCUUUGGAAAGUAUUCCCCGACUGAAGGCUUGUGUAAAGGAAGGUAUCCGCUGGGCUGGGGCAGCGGCCGCAAUGCUGCCCCGCGUGGUUCCGGAAGGCGGCGUUGAGCUUUGUGGGAAAUUCAUACCGGAAGGGACCGUCAUUACCUCCUCACCUAUCUGGUAUCUCAGAGACAAGUAUGCCUACCCAAACCCUGAGCUGUUCGACCCGUAUCGCUGGAUUGAUGAGACGGGAACAAUUCUUACCGAGAACGCACUGCGAGACAAGUUCUACGUUCCUUUUUCCAAGGGGCCCAAUAUUUGCAUUGGCAACCACUUCUCCUACUUUGAGCUGUUCUUAAGCUUGGCAAAGAUGGUGGAGAAUUUUAUUCUCAUCCACGCAGAUGAGGAUCGCGGUGGAUUGGCACAAGCAGCCGGGCUGAACAACUCCGACUGGCAGCCGGUUCAACUUCCCAUGAGAAAGGAGUGGGUCGCGGCAGUAGUGACGGAGCCACUACUUGUCACGGCCAUCCCGAGAAAUCGGGAGUGA
Molecule: messenger RNA, 1704 nt
Organism: Colletotrichum destructivum
Lineage: Eukaryota; Fungi; Ascomycota; Sordariomycetes; Glomerellales; Glomerellaceae
Product: Putative cytochrome P450
Exons: 6
Coding region: 1-1704 (567 amino acids)
Molecular function (GO): iron ion binding; monooxygenase activity; heme binding
Source: RefSeq, a predicted model, not a curated record